Messenger RNA from Daldinia childiae, 1785 nucleotides. RefSeq lists its product as uncharacterized. Lineage: Eukaryota; Fungi; Ascomycota; Sordariomycetes; Xylariales; Hypoxylaceae. Gene Ontology annotation, molecular function: histone H3K56 acetyltransferase activity. Gene Ontology annotation, cellular component: nucleus. The record is from RefSeq and is a predicted model, not a curated record. Gene Ontology annotation, biological process: DNA damage response. Bases 1 to 1785 code for a protein of 594 amino acids. The transcript has a single exon.
AUGGCUAGCCCGGCGCAAAUCCGCGACAGUAAUCGCGUCGUCGAUACUCAUCCUCUAGUCGCAGAGCUUGCCAAAGUCUUGCCUAAGGAUCGCAAGUUCACGGCCUAUCAUCUAUCGACGCCUCCCACGAUAACCGAGCCUCUCUGUCAUCCUCCCGUGCACAAUCCGUCUAAAGAUUCCACAGACAGGCGGCCAAGUAAGCCGCUAAAGACGUACUGCGAAAAGCAUUUCUUGGCUAUCUCGAUUAGAACUGGGAAAGAGGGGGCACAUCUUGAUAAACAAGUUUUGGUUCUAGGACUAGAGAUCUACAUAUAUACAACAUCAUUCUCUACUAUCAUAUUCGUCUCCAAGGCAGAUUCCACUGGAUACUUGAACCUCUUGAAUCUCCCUAAAGGGACACCAUCUCCAAUUCGAGAAGUUACGGCGUGCUUUCUUGCCUUCUUGGUCGCCAACCGAAGACGACAAACAAAACAACUAGUCGUAAACCUAUUCGCCCGAGCUCAAUCACAGUAUCUUUUCCCAGGAAGUAUGAAAAACAAUGGCAAACACGUGCUAGAUGAUAGAGGCUUAGUGAAGUGGUGGUGUCGUAUACUCAACUCGCUACUUGAAGGUGCUGAUUAUCAAGAUGUGAGAGAACCUUGGAAUGCCAUACAUGGAUACUUGAUUAUUCCCGGACUAGACAAUUACGAGACCCGCGCCUUUUUACCUCGGACCAGUUUGGCAAUGUCAAACUGGACAUUAGACCACCCCCUCGAGAAGAUAUCGCCCUAUUCAAAUGAUCCAAGCAACUUUGGCUCCAACAUUCAUCCUAGGUCACUCAUCCCAACGUAUCCAGACGACCCAAAGGCCCGGUUUGUUCAAGAACUAGAGGAGUCGAUAGCUGAAAAGGCCAAGCUAUUAAAUGGCUGGAAGACGCCAAGGACGUUGGAUCAAUUCUGGGAGAUGAUGGCAUUUCGACAAGAGUGUUCCAGUGGUAGAUUAACUGGAUUUAUGUGGGUUGUCUUCGAAUCCCAAGCCAAUCCAAAAUCCAGUUCGUCAACUAUCAAGUCCGCGGCAACCAUUCCCACGCCAAAUGCCUCGUUCAGCGCUCCAGCCGAUGACAGAACGCCUCCCACUUCGCCCCGCUCAGCUCAACGGGGAAAUACUUCUCUUGGCACUCCGAGUGCUUCGUCGUCUAAGUUAAAUGCCCCAAAAACCAGAAAGCUUCGACGGAAGCGUAAGGCAAAGAAAGUCCUAAGCGGCCCAAUCAUCCCUCGGAAGCCUCAGAUUAAGACACAUCAACGGGCCCAAUUCCCAAAGCAAAUUGAGACGCCAUAUUAUUUCUGGCCGGAGAAAGGAAGAGGCCAAGUCGUCCUAAGUGAUAAUAGUUACACGAGAGCUGUCGAGGUGCUACUUCAUUCUGAGUUCAAGACUCUAGAACAUGCAAUCGCAAGUACAGCACGAUGGACUAAAGAAGUCAAUAUGGGCGAGAAUUGGGCAUUGGAAAUUAUCGGCGAGAGAGCAAGUAUCGAUUCUACGACGUCAUCCGGUAUAAGUGAGACGAUUAACAAUUUGUCUGGGAUGGUGCGGAAGCGUUCAGCUGACGAGAUUACGAACGAGACCACGUCAACUUCGACAGCAGUGAAUACGCUUGGCGGCGGCCUCAUUCGGAAGAAGGCAAAACUUGAUACCAGCGCGACCGAUGCGUCUGUUAACGUAGACCAGGAUUUUCCCGAGACCGAGUCAGAACCUAAGGCCAACAUUCUUGGAGCUGGGCUGAUUCGGAAGAAGCCGAAGGGAUCUUGA